CCAACGAUAAAAAUGAUUACUUUCUAAGUUAUUUAGUACGACAAAUGUUUUAAGGUUUCUGUACGUUUGAUUUGUAAUGUCUCAAAGCUUGAAGAGUAAGACUUAACGCAGCCUGGUUCCAAGUACGAGGUAUUUAACGAAACGACUUUUGUAUAUGCCGCCAAGUCAGUUUAACUAGAACGAUGGCCAGCAGAUGGUGCCUAUACUCGAGCAACAGUCUCACACACGGGAGUUUCUAGGCCCUGUACGUAAUCGCGUGUCCACGCACGGUGAACGCUAGCACUCGUUUGCUAGACGGCCGGCUAGCAAAACGAGUCGAUUUCUCCUGGUGCGCGAUAUCGUGGUAAAAGGUGGAGAGGAGACGUAGCUCGUUGAGGAAUUCGAGGGUAUUGUCGAGGGUACCGGUACGAGGGGAGCUUGUGGUAGUUGCAACGACGGCGGCAGCGACGGCGGUGGCGGCGGCGGCGGCGACGGCAUUGUCCUGCUUGUUUUGUUGUCUCGCGCGAAACGCACAGGUGGAAAAGAGAAGAAGCUAUCGCGUUGUCGAGGAACCGAGGAGUGACGGAGGCGAGCGAGACGGUGUGUACGAGUCGUAUAGAGAAGAGACUGGUGGUGUGUCGUUUACGAAUGCCUCUAGGUAUACCGUAAAAGCGAACAGCGAACGUCGCGUAAAAGGGAGAAAGAAGGAGAUAGGGAGAGGUAGAGAAGAAAAGAUUCGGUACGGUGGUGAAAGAGAAAGACGAGAACGAGAGGAGAUAGAUAGGAGAAGACGGGAAGGUGGGAGAGAAAGAGAGACGGAAAUAAAGAAGAACGAAAGGUAGCCAGUGUACAGGACACGAGGAGAGACAACAGAGCCAGAGAGAGAGAAAGACACGAGAAGCGCAUUAGAGUGCGUGAUCCAAAAUGGCGCUGAACCAGGACGUGGACCAGUUGUCGAAGAGUAAUCUCGUGGUAAGGAUCGAUCAAAACUCUGAAUCGGAUCUACAGGCGCUCUUCGACAGCGUCCUGAAGCCAGACUCGAAGCGUCCGCUGCAAGUACCACUGCGCAUGCGCAAUCUACCAGAUUCCUUCUUCAAUCCACCGUCGACGGGUAGCAAGAGUCCCUCGAUUUCGCAUUCCCGGGAGAAUUCGGCGGAUUCGGCGUUCGGUACAGCGGCCGUCGCAGCGGUCGGCGGCGGUGGUGCACCCGGUGGAAACGCGACCGGUGCCACACCGGCUACCGGGGCNNCGGCUGGCCUCACCGUUGCUCAUCCUCGCGCCCACAGCAGCCCGGCCUCUCUUCAGCAAACCUACGCCUCGGCUCAGCAGGCGCCUCAGCACGCGCCCCAGCCGCACGCGCGUCACCACCAUCACCCUAAGCAACGCAGCUACGACGUCAUCAGUACGGUCGACGACCUGGGUCCCCUGCCACAUGGAUGGGAACAGGCGCGCACCCCCGAGGGACAAAUCUACUUCCUCAACCACCUGACGCGAACUACGACAUGGGAGGAUCCACGAAAAACAGCGGCAGCGGCAAACGUGGCGGCCGUGGCCGCAGCCGUCGACAACGGGAAAUCCACGAGCGCCGCUACAAAUUCCCUAGGCCCGUUGCCCGAUGGUUGGGAACAGGCGCGUACUCCCGAAGGAGAGAUCUACUUCAUUAAUCAUCAGACGCGUACCACCUCGUGGUUCGAUCCUAGAAUCCCAACGCAUCUGCAAAGGGCCCCGACUUCUGGUGCUAUGUUACCUCAGAAUUGGCUGCAACAGCAACCCGCAGGUGGUGGUAUUCAGAGUAAUCAAACGUUGCAAGCGUGUCAACAGAAACUUCGUCUUCAGUCGUUACAGAUGGAACGUGAACGUCUUAAACAACGGCAACAGGAAAUUAUGCGCCAACAAGAAUUGAUGCUUCGACAGAGUACCACCGAUGCCGCCAUGGAUCCAUUCUUAUCAGGAAUCAAUGAGCAACACGUGCGUCAAGAAAGCGCAGACAGUGGCCUGGGACUUGGUUCAGCUUAUUCUCUUCCUCACACUCCGGAAGAUUUCCUCGCGAAUAUCGACGACAACAUGGAUGGUACAAGUGAUGGAGGUGCACCAAUGGAGACACCAGAUCUCUCAACUUUGAGCGACAAUAUCGAUUCCACCGACGAUCUUGUCCCAUCGUUACAGUUGAGCGAGGAUUUCAGUAGCGACAUUUUGGACGACGUGCAAUCGCUGAUAAACCCUAACACGACAAAACCUGAAAACGUGCUGACGUGGCUGUAGUGUGCGGAGAGAGGGAAUUGUCUAUGACAGGCAAGCAAUCGAUGAAAUCGACUCGAUAAACAAAAAAGAAAACAAAAAAAUAAGAAACAAAACAAUAUCGCAAUUUUGAUACGUUUAAACCGAACGGAACGUAAAGAGUAACGACUAUUCCAUUAAGAAAACAAAAAACAGAAACAGGAACAGAAAAAUACUGGAAAAAACGCACGUGAAACGAGAAAAUUUUUAAAGUUUAAGUAGAAAAGGAAGGAGAGCCUUAAUUGCAACGCGCUAUGCUCAACGUAUAUUACGAAUCAUGUAUACAGGAAUAUUUCGUAGGGUGUCUUAGAAAACGUUCACGUUAAAUCGUAAGAUCGUGUUCUGCACAAAGAUUUCAUUUUUAGCUGCCAUGUUAAUGAAAUAAAGAUGGUAAGAAAAAGAAGAAGAACUAUAAAAUUCGAAGCCUCAGAAAUGUAGUGUUCAUGGCAAGCUUGUUUGAGUCUUCCUGAAAAGAUGCGUUCGAGAAUUUUAAGCAGGCCGUUUAAUUAGCAUCGAGGCUUUCCGACAAUCUGAAACACUUGUCAGCAUUUUAUCUUUCUCUUCUUUUUUUACCACCUGUUGAAACACGAUGAUUGAAGCUCUUGGAAUCUUAGGACAAAGGAACGCGAUCUUCGAUAUGUAGAAUUUCGAGAAGAUUGUUUUCUUUCUAGGACACCUUGCAUGAUGUAAAUGACCAUUGUAUUCGGGUCUUUCUCUUUCUCUCUUAAUUAUUAGAGCGUUCGAGCGUUUGUAUGUUUUCUUUUUUUGUAUGCGUGUAUGAGUGCAUUCGUGUCCCCCUCCCCCGGUCCCCGACAUUUUGUAUAUAUAUAAGUUUGUAUUUCUAUUUACUAAAGCAUCGUACGAGAGGGAGCGAGAGAGAGGACUGAAUAUUUUGCCUAAUAAUAUUUAAACGCGCGUUCACGCUCACACGAUCAUCGAGAAGAAAGAAGAAAAGAGCGCGGCGAACGGUGUGUUAAGCUCGAUUUAUUAUAUCUUCCCGAUAGUAUGGAGAUAGGACAAGUUGAAUUGUUGUUUAAUUAUAUUUAUAAUCAACGUUGGUUUAUACAAUGAGGAGAAAUCUGGUAUCAUGACAUAUCAGAUUUUUUUGAACGGUACACAUAUAGGAUCUCGCGCGUGAUUAAGGAAAAAAAAUGAAUUCUUUCUUAACGCUUUGACGGCCGACAUCUUUUUAUACCUGACAGGAGAUUAUUCGUAUAAUUAUGUUACAGAGUUUCCGCAAAAUUACUGAUUUUUUAUUUGUAAUUUGUACACGAAGAAUAAUGGACACCGGCCGUCAAAGCGUUAGGGAACACCAUACCUGAUGUGUUCACGGGAUUUCAAGAUAUCAAUUGAAAAUUCGUGAAACGUGUAACGCGUAACGAAAAUGCAAAAUAAGUGCAAUUAUUAUACGGAAAAAAUACGCUACCGUGUAGAAGGGGAAAAAAUAACGGAAGAGAGGUGAUAUUUUAUUCGUUGAUUACAUUAUAACGGUGAUCUUCGCGCGGUGUUUACGGAAGCAAAAAGCAAGCGGUGCGACGUCUAAAAGUAUCGAAGCAUUUUUAAACACACACUCGCGUCUAUAACUUCGAAGUUGGCAUACGGAGCAAAUCGUGUUUACCGUGUGUUGUGUGUAUGAUUCAGAUUCGAAACAGAUUUUCUUCGAAUCGUCGGUGUCCAAAGUAUAUACAUAUAUAUACACGUACAUGUAUAUAUACACACACAAUUAUAUAUACACUGCAAUCGAGUGUCGAUAAUGCUCAGACUAAUUUUACAAAGCGAAUUAAUGCUUGAACGAAGUGCCUUUUCAUUGCAAUCGAUUAGUAAAAAAAAACGACGAUCUAAUCAAAUAAUCGUCACCUUUCAAAGCAAUAACCGUCCAUACGAGAUGUUUACGUGAACAUGUGGUAAUUGUUAAAAUAGGCAAACUUUUUUUUUCUUUUUUUUUAAACCCUUUUUAAAUACGGUGAUUACGUAGAAUAGGGGAAACCUCGUCGACUUUGAUGACCUCGAUGUAGUAUUAUAAAGAUCAGAUCUAAAUGUUUCUUAUACACGUGACGUUCAAAGAUAUACAUAACUCUUUUUCAGUGAUCUUGGUAGUUAAUUAUUGUUACUACUCGUACAGACUAUCAUGAUUUUUGUAAUGUAUAUCAGGAUCGUUGAAAUUGAUCAGGUUUACCCUGUUCUAUGCAAUCACCUUAAAUACUUCGAAGAGGGGAACACAAAAUAUGAAUAUAUAUAUAUAUAUUUUUUUUAUAUAUAAAGUCUAUACUUGUUACGAAUUGCAGUUAUAUUGGUAUUUUGAGAAGAAGAAAAGAAAAAACACUUGUUAGAUUGUAAAAUUCUCUUACGUUUUAUACUACAUUACAGUUAUAAUUAUGGAGAUUACAGAAAGAAAAGGAGAGAGAGAGAGUAUAUGAUAUUUAUAGAUUAUCUUUAAAUAUCUCUUUUUAGCGUUAAGGAUCAUUUCGUCUUUAAAACUCGUCCCCCAUUUUUUCUUUUCUGGGAAACGCGAAAGAAAGAAAGAAAGAAGAGGCCGUUCUACUAGUGUCUGUUUCGCGUGAAACAAACACGUGUAGUUAAUUGUUAAUUAAAGUAUGCGUAUAUUUAGUUACAUGGCAGCUUGAAAACAAAAACUAGAGGUUGACGUAACUAUUUUCUUUUUCAGCACGAAUUUGAGGCGACAUGAGUACCAGUGAUCAAAUGAAUUUCUUUUACUUAUUCCGACUGAGAUCUAUUUUCUUCUUAAAUAGUACUGUUGUAUUUUUUGUUAACAAAAUAUUUGUUAUACGAAGAUUAGAACUGGAAAUUCGAAUAAUUCUACAGCUCCAAUAAUUAUUAUAAUUAUUGACACGUUGAUGGCCAGAGACCAAUAGGAGCUCAAACUUAAUAUGAUUAAACAUCUAUACAAAAAUUUUUAAUCAAUUGUUAUAUAGGAUUAAUGGUAUAUUCUGUUAUGUAUCAAUGUUGGGAUUGAAAAAUAUGUUAUAAAGAUUGCAUAAUAAUAGAAAUUUUAAUGAUAUAUGAAUAAUUUCAACGUGUUAAACAAUCAAAAUUCUCUGUACAUUUAAUAGUUACGUCAACACUCAAAAUCGUUCAUCGAUUUGUAAUUUCGUUACAUAGAUGUAUAAAUAAAACCGUGUAAUAAGCUCUUCCGACUUUUCCCGCGUUCAGGAAAAGUUCGCGAAGAAGCUUCUAAUUAUUAAUUAGAAUUUCGUUUUCGGUGUUAUUGUUCGCGAGCACGGUUUUCACCGAUUUUUUCUGUUGCUACGCUAGCCGUGCGAGCGAAGAGAGCGAGUAUUCGACCUCUUUCUUUUUUUUUUAAUUUUUUAAGGGAAUAAUAAAACGAUCAUGUAAUAUCCAUUCGAUAUUUUGUGUUACUAUCUGUAUUAUUCGACUGAGACUUGGAAAGCGAUCGCUUUUACAGUUAAGUGUGUCGAUGCCAAGAGAAAUAAAUAGUACUUGUUUUA
Messenger RNA from Megachile rotundata (alfalfa leafcutting bee), 5723 nucleotides. It is a transcript of the gene yki, whose product is annotated as Transcriptional coactivator yki. Gene Ontology annotation, molecular function: transcription coactivator activity; protein binding. NCBI's taxonomy places the organism in Eukaryota, Metazoa, Arthropoda, Insecta, Hymenoptera, Megachilidae. Gene Ontology annotation, cellular component: nucleus; cytoplasm. Gene Ontology annotation, biological process: positive regulation of transcription by RNA polymerase II; hippo signaling. The record is from RefSeq and is a predicted model, not a curated record.